AUGGGACGCGUGCUUCUGUUGCUCUCAGCCUUGUGCGUCUUGGCAAACCAGGCUUUGUGCUCUGGCGUGUUUGAGCUUAAGCUGCAAGAAUUUCUAAACAAAAAAGGCAUCCAAGGCAACAGAAACUGCUGUAAAGGCGGCCUGACGUCGCCGUACCAGCAGUGCGAGUGCAAAACGUUUUUCCGCGUGUGCUUAAAACACUACCAGCCCAACGCCAACCCGGAGCCGCCCUGCACCUACGGCAGCGCGGUCACUCCCGUCCUGGGAUCCAACUCGUUCCAGAUCCCGGAUACGUUACCGGAUGGCUCGUUCACCAACCCGAUCAAGCUGAACUUCGGCUUCACGUGGCCGGGAACGUUUUCACUCAUCAUUGAGGCAGUGCACGCAGAAUCCAAAGAGGAUCUUACAACAGAGAAUCCAGAGCGCAUCAUCAGCACCAUGACCACGCAGAGACACCUGACGGUGGGAGAGGACUGGGCUCAGGACCUGCACAACGCGGGAAGAACCGAACUCAAGUUCUCCUACAGGUUCGUCUGUGAUGAACACUACUACGGAGAAGGAUGCUCGGUUUUCUGCCGCCCCAGAGAUGACACUUUCGGUCAUUUCACCUGCGGGGAGCGCGGAGAGAUCAUCUGCGAUGCCGGAUGGAAGGGGCAAUACUGCACCGAGCCAAUCUGCCUUCCUGGAUGUGAUGAAGAGCAUGGCUUCUGUGAGAAACCUGGAGAGUGCAAGUGCAGAGUGGGCUUCAAAGGCCGAUACUGUGACGAGUGCAUUCGUUACCCUGGAUGCCUUCAUGGGACGUGCCAACAGCCAUGGCAGUGCAACUGCCAGGAGGGAUGGGGUGGCCUUUUCUGCAACCAGGAUCUGAACUACUGCACACAUCACAAGCCCUGCCUGAAUGGAGCCACUUGUAGCAACACCGGCCAAGGCAGCUACACCUGUUCCUGCCGCCCGGGAUUCACAGGCACCAGCUGCGAGAUCGAGGUCAACGAAUGUGCCGGAAAUCCGUGCCGCAACGGAGGGAGCUGCACUGACCUGGAAAAUACCUACACCUGCGCCUGUCCUCCGGGGUACUAUGGCAAACACUGUGAGCUCAGUGCCAUGACUUGUGCAGAUGGUCCGUGUUUCAACGGGGGGCGCUGUGCUGAUAAUCCUGAUGGUGGCUACUUCUGCCAGUGUCCCACUGGUUACGCUGGCUUUAACUGUGAGAAGAAGAUCGAUCACUGCACAUCUGGUCCUUGCUCAAAUGGCGCCCGGUGUGUGGACCUAGUGAACUCGUACCUGUGCCAGUGUCCUGAGGGUUUCACCGGGAUGAACUGUGACCGCGUGAGCGAUGAGUGCUCCUUAUUGCCCUGCCAGAAUGGCGGGACCUGUCAGGAGGGUGCUAAUGGCUACACAUGCACUUGCCCACCAGGUUACACGGGACGCAACUGCAGCUCACCCAUCAGCCGCUGCCAGCACAACCCAUGCCACAAUGGCGCCACAUGCCACGAACGUAACAACCGCUAUGUUUGUGCAUGCGUGCCUGGGUAUGGAGGACGCAACUGCCAGUUCCUGCUCCCAGAACGUGCAUCCCAGGCUGCCAACGACAUCCCAUGGACGGCGGUAGGCUCUGGCGUGUUGCUGGUACUUCUGCUGAUUGUGGCGUGCGCCGUUCUGGUGGUAUGUGUGCGAUCGAAGGUGCAGCAGCGGCGUCGAAGCCGUGAGGAAGAAGCAGCGAACGGGGAAAGCGAGACUAUCAACAACCUCACGAAUAACUGCCACCGGGACAAGGACCUCAGCGUCAGCGUGGUGUCUGGUUUGGCGCCGGUCAAAAACAUUAACAAGAAGAUAGAUUUCCAUAGCGAGCAUGACUUGAGCUCCAACGCAGAGAAAGGUGGUUACAAGUCAAGGCACCAAGCGUCCGACUACAACCUUGUGCAAGAAGUGAAGUAUGAAGUCAAGCAUGAGGUGAAGCUGGAGCACAUCGGGAAAGAGACAGCAGCAGCAAGGGAUCUGUCCGAUAGCUGUGAAGACGUGAAGUGCCAAAGCUUGCAAGACACUUGCGAGUUCGAAGAAAAACGCAGGAAACGUUUGAAAAGUGACGCAUCGAAGUAUUCCGAGUCAAGAUGCUCCGAGUCAAAGUUCUCAGAGUCAAAGUACUCUGAAUCAAAGUAUCCUGAGUCGAACUAUUCCGAUUCGCUGUAUUCCGAGUCAGCAUGCGCAUCCGCAUGUGCAUCGGCGUCCGUGUCGGCAUGUGUCGACACCAAAUACAAGUCCGUCAUGGUCAUGUCGGAGGAAAAAGACGAAUGUGUAAUUGCAACCGAGGUGUAAUUGGCCUCAAGGAAGCCGAUGCUCAUUGGGUGCUAUGGAGGACGUUUUUGACCUUCCAUAGAAAAUGCUGCUGCUCAAAACC
Molecule: messenger RNA, 2395 nt
Organism: Clarias gariepinus (North African catfish)
Lineage: Eukaryota; Metazoa; Chordata; Actinopteri; Siluriformes; Clariidae
Gene: dla
Product: deltaA
Exons: 11
Coding region: 1-2313 (770 amino acids)
Biological process (GO): establishment or maintenance of epithelial cell apical/basal polarity; heterophilic cell-cell adhesion; cell communication
Cellular component (GO): protein-containing complex; plasma membrane
Molecular function (GO): calcium ion binding
Source: RefSeq, a predicted model, not a curated record